This is a messenger RNA of Bursaphelenchus xylophilus (pine wood nematode), 4461 nucleotides long. The record is from the annotation of a GenBank genome assembly. Lineage: Eukaryota; Metazoa; Nematoda; Chromadorea; Rhabditida; Aphelenchoididae.
AUGUUUCCGCCCGUCCUGAGGGUAAAAUCCCGAGAAGGGUAUCUUCCAGAGAAUGCGCCGGUUGGCACGACCGUCAGGAUAUCACCUUCAAUGAGAGCUGAAAGCCUACAGAUUCUGGUUGAAGAUCAGGAUUUGGUGAGUACUUUUUUAAAUUUGAUGACAAAGAAGCAUUCAUUUAGAAGCCAGGAAUGAUGCCAGCAAUCUAUCAGUAUGUAAUCAAUGGAUUUGGAGCCGAAAAGUUCGCAGUUGAUCAACGAGGAUUUCUCUAUCUUAAUUCAGAAGGAUUAGAUGCAGAUUCCAAUUCAUCAUCAUUCCAACUUCACAUUCAAGCUCGUGAAGUUGACACAGAACCGUUAAGGAGUUCCGACCCAAUUUCACUUACGAUUCAUGUCAUGGACGUCAACGACAACUCCCCUUAUUUUGAGCAACCAGUCUACUUUGCCAACGUAUCCGCCGAUGAUGCAAUUGAGAGAUUUGUGGCCAAAGUUAAGGCCACAGAUCUGGAUUCUGGAAGAUUCGGACGUUUGACAUACAAGAUUGUCGAAGUGAGUGAUGGGGCCGAACGAAACUUCAAAUACGAUGCUCAAAACAAUGUUCUCUCAGCCAUCGGUCGGCUCUCCUCAGGUCAUCGAUAUCGUAUCACAAUCGAAGCCCAAGAUGGCGGGGGAUUAACUGGUCGGACAACUGUACUUGUUUUAGCUCUCCCAUCUACCACACAAGCGUUUACUCCGCCGAUCUCUGCUCAAAUUCCUCAAUCAAUAUUGUCGAUGAACCAGCCAGGAAAUCAUGGAUCAAGUCAGAGUCAGCCAAGUGUCCCAAAGUUUCCUCAAAAACAACUUCUGGAGCCAACGAAUCCAGUGACUCCGUUGCUACCAUUGACGGCGUUUACUUUAGCUCCGGAGACGACGUUGAAGCCGGUUUCAUCUCAAGUUCAGACCAUUCUGACCGAACUUAACGAAGCCACUCCGCCUCAUUCCAUUGUGGCUGUUCUUGGAGUUAGUUUUCUUUUGCUCAUACGUAAUAGUAUUAACUGUACUUCAAUGUCUUUUUAGGACAACGACUCCCGUCAAUACGUUUACUUUACGAUUGUGGAAGGCAAUGAAGCCGGGAAGUUUACAAUCGACCAGUCAACGUAAGCUCCAAGAGUUUUUUUUUUAAAUUGAUUUCAGCGGGGCUGUAACGACAACACAAGAAUUUGACCGGGAAGAAGUAGACUUGUACACUCUUCAGAUCGAAGCCAGAUCUAAACAUCCGGACCAAUCUUUGUAUUGGACUCUUCUGCAGGUUAUUAUUACGGUAGGUUGUUUAUAUAGUCAUAUAAAUAGCUGUAUUAUUGUAGGAUGCUAACGACAAUGCCCCAGAAUUCGAAGGGACUCAGCCGUUUGUUUUCCAACUCAAGUUGAAUGAAAUGACUGGAUUCCCAUCAAAUAUGGAAGUAGGGAGAGUGAAGGCGACAGACAUUGAUAAAGAUGACAAUGGAAAGGUCUCUUACAGAGUUGUGCCCCCUAAGGACAAACUCUUCAAGAUUGAUAGUCGAGGAAUCAUCAGAAUUAAUGGGGAAUUAACUUCUGAACAUUUUGGAGAAAGCGAGAUUGUAAUAGUCGCAGCUGAUCACGGAAACCCCCCAUUGGAGACAAGCGCCAAGGUUAAGGUGAUCGUGGACGGUCUUUCAUCGUCUGCCAAAUCAUCUGAAGUCUACAACACAUCUCCAACGUUCUUUAGCCGCGCCACUCUCCCUCCAAGUUUUGCUACUCAAUCCCCGAUGACUAAAUUAAUCUCUCAGAUUCAUUCAGUCAUGCCUGCUAUAGAAUCGGGAUUUAUGCUGACAAAAGCGACAUUACCAUCCACAAUUCCGGUCACAACAACCACAGCACGGACCACAACACGGAGACUAACAACCACAGUCAAAUCAACGACUUUAACUACAACCAAGACUCCAGUAAGGAAGCAGCCCGCAUCUCCCAGUACCACAGCCACCAAGACAUCUUCCGUUCCUACGGUUGUGGCGACACGUGCCCGUCCUUCCUCCAAGCCUCAGCCCACCCCUCCUCCUCGACUUGCCCCCAUCUUCUCUACCCCAACACUCAGUGUGAUGGUGGAAGAAAAUGACAGUGAUCUUGAAUUGGCCACCAUCGAAGCUCAUUAUCCAGACGAACAACCAGGCCCAAUCACUUAUGUCAUGAUCGAGGGAGACUCUGAUAUCUUCUCCAUCUCCUCUUACACUGGCAAACUGACCUUGCUAAAGGCGCUGGAUGCGGAGUCAGAUCAAGAAUAUCGACUGGUAAUAUCCACCCAGGAAGCUCAGAGUAUGCCCAUGGAUCCUCUUCUCGCUCAUGCGGUUGCAAUUACUGUCAAGGUGUUGGAUGUAAAUGAUUGGAUUCCCAACUUUGAGACCAAUAACUAUGCUUUUACAAUUGCUGAUAACACUGAACCGGGUACGGUAAUUGGACAAGUAACUGCGUUUGAUCAAGACAGAGACGAGCCGAACAACAGAAUCCAUUACCGAAUGGUCAAGGAUCACGAUGCAAACGGAUUCAUAAGUGUGAAUGCUCAAAGUGGACUCAUCACCUUGAAUAAACCAGCCAAAGAAUUGAGUGGGAAAAAGAUUACGGUAGUCGUGGAGGCACAGGAUGAAGGAGAAUUACCUCAAUCCACCCAGACCAAUGUUGUGAUUACUGUGGAAGAGUCAAGGACCGAAGUUAUUCCUCAGGUGGAAGGAAAUACCAAGCCGAAACCAGAUGCGGUUCAAUUUACGCAGAGGAAUUUCACGUAAGAAUACACUGAUAACUAAUGUUUAAUGUAGUUGAUUAUUUUUUCUAAAACUCUCAAUUUAAGGGCUUCUCUGAUGGAGAGUGUGAGGGCACCCCACUUUGUGAUGCUCCUCCCAGUCAUCAACAAACCCAAGGAUACCAGAUUCGUGAUGUGCGCCAUUGUCUCGGGCAACUACCGACAAGCCUUUAGUAUUUCCCCAGGAACUGAUGGCAACUGCGAACUAAGAACACAGUCAGCUCUUGAUCGGGAGACUAUUGAGAAGUACCUUCUCAACAUUACCAUCACUGCCGGGCUCCAAACAGAUUACACUUUGGUUUCGAUCACGGUGCUGGAUGUGAAUGACAACGCUCCCUCCUUUAUUUUCCCCUCAGAUCUCUCACUAAAGGCGUAUUUUGCUGGAGUUCCGUCCAAUUCAGCUGCCUUCUCCCGAGUUAUCAAUGUCAAGGCUGAAGAUCCAGACCUUGGACCAGCUGGCCUAGUACAAUAUGAACUUGAUCCAAGCUCCGUGAAUUCGAAAUACUUCCAGAUUGAUAGGGAUUCAGGGGAGAUUAUUCUGAAGCAAUCGAUGAUCCAAUUGACCCAGAAUAACAAGAAGAGCUCCUUUGAUUUCAAAGUUCUGGCCUGCGAUUCCCCUCAAACCGGAGAGCGUCUAUGUUCAAGUGCAGAUGUUUAUGUGACCGCCAUUUCUGAUCAACAUCGCUUUGGAAUUACGUUGAAAGGAAGUCAACCACAACAAGUCAGAGCGCAUGAACAGGUGGGUUAAAGUUAUAUUAACCCUGGUAUAUAUGUGUAUAGGAUAUAAUCAAAGCACUCCGACAAUUCACGGGUGCCUGUACCUUACUAUCAAUGGAGAAGAUGACAGAAAAAACCGAAGGAAAAGAUAACGUUAUCAAUUUGUACUGGUAUGCUCAGAAUCCCACUACCCAUAAAAUCUGUCGAAAACAAGAAUUCAGGUACUGUAAUUCAUUAACAAAAUAAUUUCAUCAUUUUUUCACAUCUUCAGAAAGCUAUUCGAAAAAAGUUCGGAAGACUUGUUAGCCGGCAAACUGCAACCCUGGUUCAGUAUGUCGAGUCUGAAUGACAAUGUGGCCGCUGAUUCUGGAAAAGCACCUGGAUUGAUGAGUCAAUUCUUCGCAACAAUGGAUUGGAACAACUUUACAAUUGUUUGUUUCGUGCUAACAUUCGGUGUUCUGGUCCUGGUUAUGAUCCUGAUCUGUGCUUUCUGUUUUUACAAACAAAAGAAGAAGCAUCGGAGGCAUGUGCACACUUACCCGAAUGUAUAUCCGCUGCCUAAAUACAGCACAGCCAUGUUUAUGAACACCAUGGAGAGGGACAAAUACGAGACUCAGAUUCUGGAGAUGCCGAUGAGUGACGAAGACUUCGCCACCCUCAAACAGAGUUCAUUACAUUCGGAGCCCCGAUUGGCGAAUGCCCAUUACCGACCGGGAAAUAAUGUCUAUCGCCCGGGACAGAACCACCUAUAUGCCCGGAGUAAUGUCAGCAAGUUCCACGACGAUGGAGAUUUCUCCGUGGAGGAGAACAUGUAUGCAAUCCACACUCCUUCUCGGUUCGAUCCACAAAGGCAAGUCCAAUGUCCUUGCGUUAACAUCUUUCAGAAUCCCGUCCAACUUGAUCCCUAUGCCUGAUUACAACCAGAGCUUCUCAAACCACAAGAAAAGUCUGCUCUAA